UUACUUUUUGUAUUCUCGCAUGAACAUUAGUCUACACGGAAUCACUGAUCAGGAUUUUCUCAAGAUGGGUUGGUGCGGAAAGCUUCUCUUCGUGUUAGUGUCAUGUUCUGUAGCUUUUGUCUAUCAGCAAUAUCAUCAGGCAACAAAGCCAUUUCCCAUUCCUGAACUGAAAUUGCAAAAAUAUUGGGGCGCGGGAACGCCCAAACCUGAUAAUACAAAAAUCGACAAGUUUGUCGUGGAUUUCAAACAAGCGGAUGUUGACAAGUUGAAAUCGAAGCUGAGCGAUACGAGUUAUCUGUCAAAACCUUUGGAAGAUGCUAAAUUUCAUUAUGGCUUCAAUUCGAACAAAUUGAAAUCUGUUGUCAGCUAUUGGAAGGACACUUAUUUGACCAAAUGGGAUCAACGUCAAGCACAUUUGAAUAAAUUCCCGCAGUUUAUGACACAAAUUCAAGGAUUGAACAUCCAUUUCAUUCAUGUAGUGCCAAAAGUUACCAAAAAUGUCAAAGUUUAUCCGAUUCUUUUACUUCAUGGAUGGCCUGGAUCUGUUGUUGAAUUUUAUGACUUGAUUCCAUUGCUAACUGCCGAAUCGAAGGACAAAGAUUACGUUUUUGAAGUAAUUGCUCCGUCUCUUCCGGGCUAUGGCUUUUCCGAAGCUGCUUCUAAACAAGGAUUAAACUAUGCUGAGAUGGCAAUUAUCUUCCGUAACUUGAUGGCUCGUCUCGGAAAGUCUCGUUACUUCAUUCAAGGAGGCGAUUGGGGAUCUGCUAUUGGAACAACAAUGGCUUCUUACUUCCCGAAUGAGAUUCUCGGGUAUCAUAGCAACAUGUGUGCCGUCAAUACUCCAAUUGCGAAUGUAAAAACCUUCAUUUCGUCGUUCUAUCCGAAAUAUUUUGUCGAAAAAGAAGAACAUGUCAAAUUUUAUUAUCCAAUUUUGCCAAAUUUGGUUGAAUUGUUGGUUGAAUCCGGUUAUAUGCAUAUUCAAGCGACGAAACCUGAUACGGUUGGAACAGCUCUCGCGGGAAAUCCUGUUGGAUUGGCGGCUUAUAUCAUGGAAAAGUUCUCUACGUGGACCAAUAAAGCUUAUCGUGACUUGGAAGAUGGCGGUUUGGAGAAAUAUUUCACCAUGGAUGCCCUUCUUGAUAACAUUAUGUUAUAUUAUAUCCCUAAUUCCAUUCUCACUUCGCAACGUUUGUACAAAGAAAGUUUCUCCAAUCCUGAAGUUUUUAAGAAUGAUCGCAUUCCUGUCACUGUUCCUGUUGCUUGUGCCAAAUAUCGUCACGAAUUGCUCAACCAAAUCGAUUGGAUCUUGAAGGAUAAGUUCACGAACUUGGUUCAAACAUCACAUUUCCCCGACGGAGGACAUUUCGCUGCGAUGCAAUUGCCAAAGGUCAUGUACAAAGACAUCGUCGACUUUGUCAACAAAGUUCAGAAGAAAUAAAUUAAAAAUUUCUCUCGGGUCACGCUCACAUCUCGC
Culicoides brevitarsis is the source of this 1474-nucleotide messenger RNA. RefSeq names its product juvenile hormone epoxide hydrolase 2-like. Lineage: Eukaryota; Metazoa; Arthropoda; Insecta; Diptera; Ceratopogonidae. The record is from RefSeq and is a predicted model, not a curated record. Gene Ontology annotation, molecular function: epoxide hydrolase activity. The transcript is spliced from 6 exons. The coding region runs from base 20 to 1438 and encodes 472 amino acids. Gene Ontology annotation, biological process: epoxide metabolic process.